Cuscuta epithymum is the source of this 1229-nucleotide messenger RNA. NCBI's taxonomy places the organism in Eukaryota, Viridiplantae, Streptophyta, Magnoliopsida, Solanales, Convolvulaceae. The record is from the annotation of a GenBank genome assembly.
ACCAAACGCCCCCUUUCUGCUUCAUGCUGCAUUUAUAAAGCAGCACAACAGACAAAUUUCGACUGCAACAACAUCAAAUUAAUGGGUGAUAAACUUAAGCUAAAAGCGGUUGUUUCCGACGAGAGCAGUGAUGAAGAAGCAAAAGAGGACGAAAAUGAGUUAGAUCUUCCCUUGGAUAAAUUGAAUUUGGGCCCUAGAAAAAAGCUCCUUGUCCUUUGUCUCGGCGAUUUACUCGUCCGGAGGGUGCACCUUAGAGACAAGCACACCGUUCGUGGGUUCAAACCCGACGUCAUUCACGGGAAAUUUCUAGUGUUCAAGAGGCCAUUUUGCACUGACUUCAUGAAAUUUUGCUUUGAUCGGUUUGUGGUCGGGUUAUGGUCUGCUGCUAGAGAACAUAAUAUUGAUGCUGUUUUGAGGUGUAUCACUGGUUAUGAAAAUAGAAACAAUCUGGCUUUUGUUUGGUCACAAGAGGAAUGCAGAGAAUCUGGAUAUUAUUGUCUGGAAAAGAAGGAAAAGCCUCUGUUUCUUAAGAAUUUGGCAGAUCUUUGGGAGAAGAAAUAUGGCUAUCAUUUUGACCUUCCAUGGAAAAAGGGAGAAUAUUCAGCUUCCAAUACUCUGCUAAUUGAUACUGAACCGCAUGUGUCUCUGCUAAACCCAAAUAAUACUGCUAUAUUUCCGAAACCAUUCAAAACCCCAGAUCCGGAAGACACAUUUUUAGGGUCCAAUGGUGAGCUGCGGAAGUUUUUGGAGGGCGUUACAGAUGCGGAGGAUGUUCCUACUUAUGUGAAGAAGCAUCGCAUUGGGCAGCCUCCGAUUACGCCUUCCCAUCCUGACUGGUCCUUCUAUCAGAAAAUCGUUCAUCGCUUUCGCAAAAAGUAACUAAAAUUUGCUGGAGGAAAUUGCUAUUGUUCACUUAGCCCCCGUUUGUUUAUUGGCGUUUUCAACUCCAAAGUUAAUAUUUCUAGCGUUUCCAUUUAUAAGGAAACGGUGUUUUGCUCCAAAAUGCUAGAAUCCAAACAGCCUCUUAAUAAGAAGUGAUGGGUCUAUUAUCAUUGGUGUUAUCAUUAUUAUUACUAUUAUUAAUGUUAUUAUCAUUGUUAUUACUAUUAUUAUUAUUAUUAUUAUUGAUACUAAAUGUUUGGUGUGAACAUUAUUUGUAUGUGUAUGGCACAUCUUGUCUGAUAUUACAAAAUAUUUGAACAAAGUUAUGAAUAACUUAUACUACGUAC